CAAGCAAACUCACUGUCCUUCACGAGUGACAGGAAAUAGUUACAAUCAAAAGCCGAACUUGAGAAGAGGACUUUAGACCAGCUGGUGAAGCGAGGGAGGCAGAAUCAGCCAGUCAGCGACCAUAGUGCAGCUCAUCUGAAACGCAGCCAGAGCAACACUGCCAAGAACUGUGCCACUGAUUGAACAACUGAGGGAAAGAGGAGGUACCUUCAACCCAACUCGUCUGCUGGCCUCAGCUCUCUCUCCCACAAAGGAAGGGACUUUACUUUUACGAAGUUUCACAGAGUUGGUGCCAGGAACAGCACAGAGGGCGGCACAGGAACUGAUCAGUGAGUCACUGAUCCCUUGAGCUACAGCUUUGAAUGGACGCACACAGCUCAGUGAACUGGCAGUCUUGCCUUUAACCCUUCAGUAGCAAGACUACAGAGAGAGUUUGGCAGUGAUUUACAGACUGGAGUCCAAUCUUGAUCCGUAAAGAAAGCCAAGGUAUGGAACUGAAGCAAACGUUCCCCACAGCUUCCAGAAUGGAGUCACAGGAUGGGCCUGUAUGUCAACCCAAAAUCUUCCUGGUUUCCAAACACACAAGUGUCCAGCUGGCUGAACAACCAGGUGGAACUUUCCAGAAGAGGAUUCCAUCACCAAUGGAAGCUGCGACACCUCCCUGCUCCAGCUCUGACAGUGUUCCCACACCCAAUGACUUUGACACUUCGCAGCGUUUGAAUCAACUGAAGAUGGAGCUCCAUGUUUCUCCAGGAACAGCCAUCAAUGGAUGGACUGAACCACGCAAUCCAGCUCUGGUUCCGGAGAUGAAUGGAAGUGAAGGACACUUGGCGUGUUUAGAUGUCGCACCCACCGAUCAGGCCAGGGUGGAGGCUGGAUCAGCUCAGGAUAAAACCAGAGGUCGACGGGAAAAGAUCUGGAUAAAGUACGAAGGUGCUGGCCCGAUGGAUGAAGUCGGAAUGCCUAUUGCUUCCAGAUCAAGUGUAAACAAGCCAAAGGAUUGGUACAGGAUGAUGUUUCAGCAGAUUCACAGCAGACCCACAGAUGAUGAAUUGGAUGCCUAUGAUGUAACAGACCAAUCAAACGGAGAGUCCCAAUGCAGAGAUGAGCUCCAGCAUUUGACAAACGUGGAGAUUCCAGAUUCUGAUGCCCUUCAGCCAGAUUUCACCCUCAGUCAUUGGAAGGAGUUGGAACUCCGAGGAGUGGAGAGUGAAGGCCUGAGGCUGCAGGCUCAGCACAACAGCAUCUUCAACUAUGAGCCAGGAGACUGGACAGUGCAGGGGCCAGAAGAACAGGCUGAAUUAUCUGCUCUGAAUUCUUCAACCAGGAGACUCUCAAACUCCAUCGAGACUUCACUCGAGAAAGAGCUAAGCCAGUUGGAAGCUGAGUUGGAUUCUGAUCUACAGAACCUAAAGCUGCGGCUGGCAAAGAGAGGCGGGAAGUGCCAGGAAAGCUCGGGAAGACGGCAGUUUCAAGGGCAGCCUGCUAGUGUCAGUGUAAUGAGCACACCUCCCAGGUGGGAACAGUCGUCCGUCAAUCUCCAACCCAGUGGUCAAUGCAGCGAGUUGCCUGGCAACCAGAGCCUCCAUGGAGACACUGGCACCAGAGAUCACCCAGCAUCUUCAGGAGGUCCUCGGAGCUGUGUGAAUAAUGGGAACAGUCCUGAUGGGAGACAAGACAACCUGACAGAUGGGCCACACAUCUCCGAAACGCGAAAGAUGAAGGCAGCACGGGCCAAGUUUGACUUCCAGGCUGAAUCUGCAAAGGAACUUACUCUUCAGAAGGGAGACGUUGUUUACAUCCAUAAAGUGCUCGACCAGAACUGGCUGAAAGGGGAGCACUAUGGGAGGCUCGGGAUCUUCCCAACAUCUUAUGUUGAGUUUAUUCCUGACACUGAGAGACCAACACCAAUCAAGAACCCACCCAUCCAAAUCCUGGAGUAUGGAGAAGCUGUUGCCAUAUUUAACUUCAAGGGAAAUUUAAGUGUGGAGCUCUCUUUUCGCAAGGGUGAAACAAUCUCAUUGAUACGAAGAGUCGAUGACAAUUGGUUCGAAGGAAGAAUAACAGGCACCAACCGACAAGGAAUCUUUCCGGCCAAUUACGUACAAGUGGUGAAAAGUCCAAAAGUCAAGAGUGCCGUUGGCUCAGUUCCAGUCUCCCAAAGUCAGCAGUCCCCCCAUAGUCCAUCAACUUUUCCAAUGCAGCAACACUGCAAUGUUUCACCGAGCCCUUCAACCCUAUCUCAUGGUGAUACUUCACCAACCCAGCAAUACCUGCAAACCUCCCCCAACACUACCCCAAAAACCCAACAAUUCCCCAACAGCUCACCAGUUGUACCAACCCAGCAAUACCUGCAAACCUCCCCCAACACUACCCCAAAAACCCAACAAUUCCCCAACAGCUCACCAGUUGUACCAACCCAGCAAUAUCUGAAAACAUCCCCCAACCCUACCCCUAAAAUGCAACAAUACACCUACAGCUCAUCAACUCUGCCAACCCAACAAUACCUGAAAACCUCCCCCACUCUCAUAAGCCAGCAAUAUCUGAACACUUCACUAACUCUGCCAACCCAGCAACGCCACACCCCUGUAACCCAGCAUUACUCCACCAACCCAUCCAUCGCCCAAACUCAGCAUUACCCCAAUACUUCUUCAACUCUACCAACCCAGUAUUAUUCCCCCAGCUCACCAGUCUCCACAAAAAUGGAGGGAUCAGAUUCAUUGACCAGACAACCAGCCAAUCACUAUUCUGUACCAAUGCCAACCAGCAGACAGCAGGCAGUUGUAGCAUCGAACACCAAUCAGCAUGCAAUGCCAGCUUUGCCAACCAGUCAGCACGGAGGCAGUCCCGUUGACCCUCUCUCCUGGCAGCUGUCGUCACCACCGCCUCAACCAGCGGUAGGCACAGGAACUAUGGCGACUGUAUCCUCCACUAAGCAACCAGUGCAGACCUCCCAGGUGUCCUCUGACCCCAGACUGCAAUCUCACAGGACUCCUAUGAAGCUUGUUGGAUUCCAGACAGAAAAUACCAGAACUGGAAUUGGUGAAAGCUGGAGUCCGUACCGGGCACUGUAUAACUACCAUCCAGUGAAUGCCGAUGAACUGGAACUGAUGGAAGGUGACCUUGUCGAUGUGAUGGAGAAAUGUGAUGAUGGCUGGUUUGUAGGUACAUCUCGCCGGACCAACAAUUUCGGAACAUUCCCUGGGAACUAUGUGCGACCAGCUUAAUCUUCUGCAUCAACAACAUGACCUUCAUUACAGUUAUUCAGGCCUGAUUACUCUCUCUCCCUCUUUGUAUUUCUCUCAAUCUCACAGUUUUUCCCUUGCUGUGUCGCUUCCUCUGUCUCUCUGUCUCUCUCUCGUGCACUGUCUCUCUGCCUCUGUGUCUCUCUCACCCUCUCUCUAUUACUGUCUCAUUCUCUCUGUCUCUCUUUCUCUAUCUUUCUCUCCUCCUCUUCUCUGUGUCUCUCUCAAUCUCUCUCUUUCUGUCUCUCUCUCUCUCUCUUGUUCUGUCUCUCUGUUUGUCACUUUAAGGUCAGAUAAUAUCUCCUUGAGACCUGUGAUCUGAAACCUGUCCUCCGACUACUCAUUAUUCCUCAGUGUGGACCUGAACCGGAACUGGAUCUAGAAGAGAUUAAUCAACUGAUGGGAUCUACCAGAUCCGAGUGGAAGUGUGUCUCAAGGCCGGGGUGGAGAGUUGGGGAGUGUUGUGAUGAAUCAAAAGGAAUCACAUGACUCCCAGCUACAGGAGUGACUGUGCUGUGAAGGGGAGUACUGGGGGUACUGCUGAGUGUUUGGUGUGCAGGAUCGAGCUUAUCAUUCCUUACCCUGGAGUCGUCCCAUACUGGGAAUGGACAGUUACUCAGGGAACCCCCUCACAUACUGAGACAGUCACCCAUCAGUCAAUCCUCUGAUGCACACAUAUCCAGUCAGCUCUGUCAGGUUCUCCGAGAGCUUCAGUGAAAGGUAGCAACCAUGCUGCAUUUCAGAAGGGGACAAUCUGAACAGCCACAAAGCAGACCUCUAUCUGAGUCCAGACCGGGAGAGUCCCAAACUACGUGAGUCCCAGACAGUGAAACUGCAGGCUGCGAGAGUCUAGACUGUGAGAGUCCAGACUCUGUUUGCUGAGAUCAGCCCAGGGCCGCGAGCUCCUUAUAAAGGAAUGGCACUGGUGGGGUGAUGGGGACUGUCAGUGAGUCGCCAUUCACAUUCAAAUAGCAAGGUGCUGAGCAGACAGUGCCAGAAUACAGGCACAGGAUGAUCCCAGGCUGUAGGAGGAGGUGCCCUCUCCACGUGGAAAGUGUUCCAGGCUGCUGUCUUCAGAAGGGAUCCAGCUGCUGAUAUUUUUGGCUGUCUCUAACUGUGUCCCGGGGUGGGUUUGUGAUCUUUGUGCUGUGGCUGUCUGCAGAAUCUAGUGCUCGACCCUCACAGUUGUGUACCAGGAAUCGUGCUGAGUUCAGUCUUUCGUCUGUGUCACUAUUUACUCAUCAUAUAUUUGUAUAAAUGUCCUCUACUUUCCAAUAAAAAAAGAUAUCACAGA
This is a messenger RNA of Chiloscyllium plagiosum (whitespotted bambooshark), 4539 nucleotides long. NCBI's taxonomy places the organism in Eukaryota, Metazoa, Chordata, Chondrichthyes, Orectolobiformes, Hemiscylliidae. The record is from RefSeq and is a predicted model, not a curated record.